Theobroma umbraticum is the source of this 1218-nucleotide messenger RNA. RefSeq names its product RAB GTPase homolog G3B (gene RABG3B). The record is from RefSeq and is a predicted model, not a curated record. Gene Ontology annotation, cellular component: vacuolar membrane. Gene Ontology annotation, molecular function: GTPase activity; GTP binding. NCBI's taxonomy places the organism in Eukaryota, Viridiplantae, Streptophyta, Magnoliopsida, Malvales, Malvaceae.
UAGUUAUUAGUGUGUUAAAUAUUUGCCAAAUUAAUAAAAAAGAAGAUCGAAAUUGGCGCUUCUUUUCUCUCUUUUCUCUUAAAUUAAUACUUUUUUUUUUCAUUUCUUUUUAAGAGUAAAAAAGGAAGUCCAGGAAAACAGAAGAGAAAGGCGGAAAAAAGAAUUUCCUUUCCCAUUUAUUCCCAAAUAUAUAGUAAAUCCAUAUCUACUGAAGAAUAGAAGGGUGUUAUAAUUAAGAUCUUUUUUUUUCUUAAAAAAAUAAAACCUAAAUUAAAUCUCAUCAAUCUAAACCGAAUUUUUGCCAGUUAAUUUUACCGCCAUGUCAGUGCGAAGACGAACCUUGCUCAAGGUCAUUGUUCUCGGCGAUAGCGGAGUGGGCAAGACGUCGUUGAUGAAUCAAUAUGUUCAUAAGAAGUUUAGUCAGCAAUAUAAAGCAACAAUUGGUGCUGAUUUUGUCACUAAGGAAGUCCAGAUUGACGACCGCCUUGUCACACUGCAAAUAUGGGAUACUGCGGGCCAGGAGCGGUUUCAGAGUCUUGGAGUUGCCUUCUAUAGGGGUGCAGAUUGCUGUGUCCUAGUUUAUGAUGUUAAUGUGAUGAAGUCAUUUGAUACCCUUGAUAAUUGGCACGAGGAGUUUCUUAAACAGGCAAAUCCAACUGACCCCAGGAUGUUUCCAUUUAUAUUGCUUGGAAACAAGAUAGAUAUAGAUGGCGGUAAUAGUCGAGUGGUGUCCGAUAAGAAAGCAAAUGAAUGGUGUGCUUCAAAAGGAAAGAUACCUUACUUUGAAACAUCAGCAAAAGAAGAUAUCAAUGUUGAUCAUGCAUUUCUUUGUAUUGCCAAAACUGCUCUGGCAAAUGAGCGUGAGCAGGACAUCUAUUUCCAGGGCAUCCCGGAGGCUGUGUCUGAGACUGAGCAAAGAAAUGGUUGUGCAUGCUGAUUACAAGCCAAACUCUUUUAUUCUUGGUUGCCUGAUGCUUCAAUUUUUUUUUUUUUUUUUUUGCGGUUCCUAUGAUUCAUAUCCAUUUUUUGUACACAUUGUAUUCUAAAGUCCCUUGAUUGAGGCAUAUUUUCCUCCUUUUAAGAGUUGAAAUUUGUAGAAUUCUAGUCAGUUUGGUUUUAGUUGUAAUAGGGAUCAAUGUUGUACAGGCAGCCUUUGGAUGAGCUUUCAUCCAAGAAAUGAUUGUUCAUGUUUUUAAAGGACGUGAUAUUAUUUAGGUA